Molecule: messenger RNA, 2245 nt
Organism: Camelina sativa (false flax)
Lineage: Eukaryota; Viridiplantae; Streptophyta; Magnoliopsida; Brassicales; Brassicaceae
Source: RefSeq, a predicted model, not a curated record
AUGGCUUCUUCGUUGGUUGGUCCACCCGAGAUAACAGAAUCCUGUGCUCCCCUCACAAAACCCAACACACAACCCAUCACAAAACCCAUCACAGCUUCUGGUCCCAGCAAUCAAGCUAUAGUGAACGCAAUGGUUUCAAACGUCAACACUCCACCGCCGACGGGACACACCGAGGAUAGACCCACCACGUACCUCACCGCUCUCCUCAAAAACAUCAACACUUGUCGUCCCAGCGUCGCAAAGGUCUCAAACGUCAGGAACUCAACUAAAGCCAACGUCGUCAAAUCUGUUAGACCUGUUAGACCUGUUAGACCUGUUAGACCUGUUAGACCUGUUAGACAUGUUAGACCUGUUAAACCUGUUAAACCACGAAAAGUAAAAAAAAAAUCACCUCAGAUGGGCUUUACUGAGAAUGGAUCCGCCACGUACCUCUCCUCAGGCAACCCCUGCCUCGACUUCUUCUUCCACGUUGUUCCCUCCAUGCCUAAGGCUUCUCUGGAGAAGCGCCUACAGGAGGCCUGGGGUCACGACCCCUUAACCACUCUCAAGCUUAUCUGUAACCUUCGUGGAGUCCGUGGCACUGGAAAAUCUGACAAGGAAGGGUUUUACACGGCGGCGUUGUGGCUCCAUAGUCGCCAUCCCAAAACCCUAGCUUGUAACCUCGAGUCCAUCUCCAAAUUUGGAUAUUUUAAAGAUUUCCCGGAGAUUCUUUACCGGCUUCUACAAGGAUCUGAAAUCCGCAAUAUCCAGAAUUGGGAAUGGAUCGAUACGAUAGAAGCAGCAGCCGGACGUAGAAGAGCUCGAUUUUCUAGUCGUGGUUUUGGUCGUGGUCUCGGAAGGGGUCGCGGAAGGGGUCGCCGUGGUUUUGCAUUCAGGCCGUUAGCAACGAGGCAGCAGAGGGUAGAGAACGCAGAGAGGAAGAAUCAAGAGGAGAAAGCCAAAGCACGCUUGGCGCGCAAGCAAAAGAAGGUUUCAAUGGGGAAGAAGGCAUUUACAAGAUAUACUAACGAUCCCGACUAUAGGUUUCUUCAUGAACGUGUGUCUGAUCUAUUCGCAAAUCAACUAAGGAGAGACCUAAAUUUUUUGACAUCCGGCCAACCAAACAAAAUUUCUCUAGCGGCUAAAUGGUGUCCAUCGCUUGAUUCUUCGUUCGACAAAGCAACUCUUCUCUGCGAGAGUAUUGCUAGGAAGGUGUUUCCCCGAGAAUCAUUCCCGGAAUACGAAGGCGUGGAAGAAGCUCACUAUGCGUACAGAGUUCGUGAUCGACUACGGAAACAAGUUCUUGUUCCCCUCCGGAAGACCCUUCAACUCCCUGAAGUAUACAUGGCAGCGAAAGAUUGGGCAUCUCUCCCUUACAACCGUGUUGCAUCAGUGGCGAUGAAGUCGUACAAGGAGAUUUUCUUGAAACACGACGCAGAGAGGUUUCAGCAAUAUCUUAAAGAUGCGCGAACGGGGAAAACCAAGGUAGCCGCCGGUGCUGUGUUACCUCACGAGAUAAUAAGAGAAUUAGACGGCGGAGACGGUGGACAAGUCGCUGAGUUGCAAUGGAAACGAAUGGUUGAUGACCUUAAAACGAAAGGUUCUUUGUCCAACUGCAUGGCUAUUUGUGACGUUUCGGGAUCUAUGAGUGGUGAUCCAAUUGAGGUUUCAGUCGCGCUUGGUUUGCUCAUCUCUGAGCUAUCAGAAGAGCCAUGGAGAGGAAAGCUUAUAACAUUCAGCGAAAACCCUGAACUGCAUCUGGUGACAGGAGACGAUUUGAGAUCAAAAACAGAGUUUGUGAGAAACAUGCAAUGGGAUAUGAACACUGAUUUUCAGAAAGUGUUUGAUUUGAUUCUUGAAGUGGCUGUGCAAGGGAAGCUGAAGCCGGAAGAGAUGAUCAAGAGGGUGUUUGUGUUCAGUGAUAUGGAGUUUGAUCAAGCGUCGACUUCUACUUCGCCAUACAAUAGAUGGGGAUGGUCACCUCCGACUCCGAGUGAUGGAUGGGAAACAGAUUAUGAGGUAAUUGUGAGCAAGUACAGAGAGAAAGGGUACGGAGAUGCUGCGCCGGAGAUUGUGUUUUGGAACCUGAGGCAUUCGAGUUCAACGCCGGUGCUUGGAAACAAGAAAGGAGUGGCUUUAGUAAGUGGCUUCUCCAAGAAUUUGAUCAAAGUGUUUUUGGAACAUGAUGGAGAGAUUGACCCUAUGAUGAUCAUCGAGGCUGUAAUAGAUAGAAAAGAGUAUAAGUCGCUUGUUGUGGUUGAUUGAU